This is a messenger RNA of Amaranthus tricolor (Joseph's coat), 3517 nucleotides long. RefSeq names its product serine/threonine-protein kinase BLUS1. Gene Ontology annotation, molecular function: ATP binding; protein serine/threonine kinase activator activity; protein kinase activity. The coding region runs from base 718 to 2766 and encodes 682 amino acids. The transcript is spliced from 21 exons. Lineage: Eukaryota; Viridiplantae; Streptophyta; Magnoliopsida; Caryophyllales; Amaranthaceae. Gene Ontology annotation, biological process: protein phosphorylation. The record is from RefSeq and is a predicted model, not a curated record.
CCGUGGUACCAUUUCUAGUCCUUUCCUCUUUCUAUCUCUAACUCUUGUAUACUUUUCCAAUAAAAAUUCAAGCCUAAACUGUUGACGCCCCACCCAAACAGAAACAGGCAAUUAAACAAAGCUAAGAAGCCACUGUCCGAAGAACCACCGACAUCGGCAGCACACCACCGCGCUCCGCCCACUAGACCAUUCUUCGUUGACCUUUCUCAGACAUUUUUCAUUUGCUGCUUUCUCUGCUGUUAGCAAGCGCUUACUAUCGAAGAUUGUGUCACUUUUGAGCACUUCAUUUUUCCAUCUCUCAGUCAUUUUUAGAAUAUAAUAAGAAUGGGUUGGAAUGUGAGACACCCAUUCCCAACAAAUGUCUGAAGAAGUUAGUUUCAGAUGUUAUGUUGUGGAGUUUUGCACUGCAUCAAGUUUUUAGGUGACAAUUAAAAGAUCCCAGAGUAUUGUGUAUUGUAGGUAGUGAAUUUCGUAAAACUUUUGGUUUUAGCUUACAGUGUUGAAGUUACUACAAGUGGUUUUCUUCAUAAAUAAGAUUUUUUUUGUAUAUAUGCAAUUAUUUGGUGAGUAAUGACCUGCAUAUGCUGCUGAGCUCUGGGACCUGUAAAUUAGAGGAAAUUUAAAAUUGAACUCAAUUUUGCUUCCAUGAUCACUGUGAUACUAUCUGUUGCACCUGGGAGUGAAGACUAUACAAUUAUGGUGCAAUAAGAAAGAUCGAUGGAAAUGAUGGAGAAAAAUUAUCCUGUUGAUUCAAAGGAUUACAAGUUGUAUGAGGAAAUUGGGGAAGGAGUGAGUGCUACAGUAUACAGGGCUCUUUGUAUUCCAUUCAAUGAGGUAGUUGCUAUUAAGGUUCUUGAUCUAGAGAGAUGCAAUAAUGACCUGGAUGGAAUUCGUCGUGAGGUGCAUACAAUGAGCUUGAUUGAUCAUCCAAAUUUAUUACAUGCUCAUUGUUCUUUUACUGCAGGCCACAACCUUUGGGUUGUGAUGCCAUAUAUGGCUGGAGGAUCUUGUCUUCACAUAAUGAAGACCACUUAUCCAGAAGGCUUUGAGGAGCCAGUUAUUGCCACAUUACUCCGUGAAACUCUUAAAGCACUUGUUUAUCUACAUGCUCAUGGCCAUAUACAUAGAGAUGUGAAGGCUGGAAACAUUUUACUUGACAACAAUGGAACAGUGAAGGUGGCUGAUUUUGGGGUGUCAGCUUGCAUGUUUGAUGCUGGUGAUAGACAAAGGUCUAGAAAUACCUUUGUUGGCACUCCAUGCUGGAUGGCCCCUGAAGUUAUGCAACAACUACAUGGAUAUGAUUUUAAGGCAGAUAUAUGGUCAUUUGGGAUAACAGCUCUUGAGCUUGCGCAUGGUCAUGCCCCGUUUUCUAAGUACCCUCCGAUGAAGGUUCUCUUGAUGACUUUGCAAAACGCGCCACCAGGUCUCGAUUAUGAGAGAGAUAAGCGAUUCUCAAAGUCUUUUAAGGAGAUGGUGGCUGCAUGCUUGGUGAAGGAUCCAAAGAAGCGACCUACAUCUGAGAAACUUCUUAAGCAUAAUUUUUUCAAAAAUGCAAAAUCAUAUGAAUAUUUGGCUCGUACUAUACUUGAUGGCCUGCCUCCACUUGGUGAACGUUUUAGGGUGCUCAAGGCAAAAGAGGCAGAUCUUCUUGUUCAGAACAAAGCUUUGUAUGGGGAUAAGGAGCAAUUAUCGCAGCAAGAAUACAUUCGAGGAAUUAGUGCCUGGAAUUUCAACUUGGAAGAUUUAAAAAGACAGGCAGCCCUUAUUCAAGAUGAUGACAAUAAUGUAAUAGCAGAAAACCUUGAUUCGGGGUUGAAGCAAAAGGACAAGUUCGAUGAUAAUAUUUUUCCCACAGAGAAACCUUCUUCUGAAGGGACUAAUCAUUCAAAUACUUCAGAUAGUCAUGAGGAUGGAUUUGAUGAUCUUGACAGCUUGGAGGAUUCAUUGGCUUCAUUUCCUAUUCAACCCCUGCAGGCACUGAAAGGGUAUUUUGAUAUUGGUGAAGAUGACAUGAAGGGUAUUCUUCAAAAAGAUGCAUCUACGGAUCCUGAAGUACAAUCGCAUAAAACUGUAAAUGAGCAUAUAGGAAAUACUGAUGCUGACAAUUUGGUUAGGAGCAGCUCUCUACCACAGUAUGCUUUUACUGGGAAGAAAAAAGUUUUAAGUGGUCCCCUCCUAUAUGAUAAUGUGAGCACUUCAAGGAAACAGAUUGGUGAUCUGGACAGGGAUAGCAUAAUUCCAAGGCAUCCUUCUGAGAGAAAUUUGAGUGGUCCUAUCUCGUUUCGUCAGAGGAGAGAUACAAAUAACAAUACAAUAGCAGUGGAGGAUUCUGCUGAGGGGGCUAUUGUUCAACGAAAGGGUCGUUUUCAAGUCACAUCAGCUGAUGUCAAUUCCAAGGGUUCCGCUUGCCCAAGUUCUGUUCCUGGAAGCACAGGUCUUAUGUCUCCAUACCUUUCAGCUAAUGCAAUCCUUCCAGCCUUGCAAUCCAUUUUGCAGCAUAACAACAUGCAAAGGGAUGAACUAGUUAAAUUGAUUAAGAAUGUGGAGCUAGGCAAUUUUAGUGACACUGUUGAUGCACCUACGAAUGGCGUUUCACAGACGUUGCCAGGAUCUGCUAAGGAGGGCGAACUUUUGGCUCAAGUAAUGCAAUUGCAACAGAGAAUUGGAAGCCUAGUAGAUGAGUUGCAGAGACAAAAGCUGAAAAAUGCUCAGCUGGAACGGCAAUUGAAUAAUUAUAUUGAAAGAGCUGAAAAGACGAAAGAUUGAUUGCAUAUGCCCCGAGAUGACUCUGAAUGAGGAUGCUUUCUUGUGGCUUAUUGGUUCGACCAACGACAUAUCCCCAUAAACCUAAUGGGAAUGAUGAUGGCAGCUGCAACCCUUUUGGACAACGAUUUUCUCCAUACAGGGGAGGAUAUCAAUCUUCAUAUCAUCCACUGUUGCACCGCAAGCCUGGAACAAUUGCAUCCUAUUUUUGUGUAUUUAUGUGGUACCUAUAUGUGAAUCCUUAAAAUUUUGAGUCGGAAAAUUAGUGUUAAAUUAUCUUUGUGUUACAUCUUUUCUUACAAAUCUUAUAUAUUUUGAUACUUGGCGUUCAUACAAGCGCGCAUGGCGAAGCUUCUCAAGGAGCUAUAAGAAUUCGGAGCACUCCCCUUUAGUUUACUAUGAGAACUUAGGACGAACUAUGUAAGCUCCUUGUAAAAAAACAUCGAGAGUUAUAAUUAAGAAUGACAACAGGUCGGAUUUGGACCGGGUUUAUCUGGACCUAUAUUUUUAUCUUUUUAAAGCAUGGAUGCAAGACUUGUCAUCCCUAACUCUUAAUGUAGCAAUGACUAAGAAUGAUGAGGAACUCAUCAAUCAUCAAGAAGAUUGAUCAAGUGAAUCUUAAAAUGCUUGCAACUAUAAUAAAAAUGAUCAAUUGAAAGAUGAAGAAACUAAUAUCUUUGUGAUCAAUCCUCUGUGAUCUUUAUCUAAAGUUCUUCUCUACUUUUGAGAGUUAAUUAAAUUUAUUAGAUUCUUA